Messenger RNA from Drosophila novamexicana, 3255 nucleotides. RefSeq lists its product as uncharacterized. The record is from RefSeq and is a predicted model, not a curated record. The transcript has 4 exons. Lineage: Eukaryota; Metazoa; Arthropoda; Insecta; Diptera; Drosophilidae. Bases 12 to 3065 code for a protein of 1017 amino acids. Gene Ontology annotation, molecular function: heme binding; oxidoreductase activity, acting on paired donors, with incorporation or reduction of molecular oxygen; monooxygenase activity.
CAAAUCGCAAAAUGUUAUUUCUAAUUUAUUUGCUGAUCGCGAUAUCAGCUUUGGUGGUGUAUCUGCUGCACCGCAACAUGAAUUACUGGAAGAGCCGGGGAAUACCUCAAGAACCCCCGCAUCCGUUCUAUGGAAAUUUGGUCGGAUUCAGAAAGAAUCGCAUAAUACAUAAUGCUUUGAUCGAAUACUACAACAAAUUCCGAAAGACGGGUCAUCCGUUUGUGGGUUUUAGCUUUAUUCAAAAGCAGAGCGCAUUUAUCAUGGAUAUCAAACUGGCAAAGAAUGUUUUGAUUAAGGAUUUCACGAACUUCGCCGAUCGUGGACAGUUCCACAAUGAGCGCGACGACCCACUCACUGGGCAUCUCUUCAAUUUGGAUGGCAAACGUUGGAGGGAGAUGCGACAGAAGCUUUCGCCCACUUUUACUUCUGGCAAGAUGAAGUUCAUGUUCCCGUCUGUCAUCAAAGUGUCUGAGGAAUUCGUCAAAGUAAUGCUUGAAGAAGUCCCAGCCAAAUCGGGAGGCGCUAUCAUCGAAGUCAAAGAUCUGAUGGCUCGCUUCACAACCGAUGUCAUAGGCACAUGUGCCUUUGGAAUUGAGUGCAACACCCUGCGCACUCCCGUAACUGACUUCCGAAAAAUGGGACAAAAGUCCUUCACUGAGAUGCGUCAUGGGACUUUCCUAACCGCAUUUAGCUUUAGUUUUCCAAAUUUGGCACGCAAACUGCGAAUGCGCAUGAUUCCCGAAGACGUUCACCAGUUCUUUAUGGGAUUGGUUAAGGAAACAAUAGCAUACAGAGAAAAGGAAAAUAUCAAGCGAAACGACUUUAUGGAGAUGCUCAUCGAGCUGAAGCAGAAGGGCAGCUUUACAAUGGACAACGGCGAAGUAGUCACAGGGUUGGAUGUUGGUGAGUUAGCUGCCCAAGUCUUUGUCUUCUAUUUGGCGGGCUUUGAAACCUCCUCAUCAACCAUGACCUAUGGGCUAUAUGAGCUGGCCCAGCAUACCGAUAUUCAGGAUAAGUUAAGAGAAGAUAUUAAAGAUGUUCUGCAGCAACAUGAUGGAAAACUGACCUACGAAAGCAUUAAAGCUAUGCGGUACUUGGAUCAAGUUAUUUCAGAAACUCUCCGCCUGUACACUAUUGUGCCUUUCCUCGAGCGCAAGGCUCUGAAUGAUUAUGUUGUACCCGGUCAUCCCAAGUACGUUAUAGAGAAAGGCACUCAGGUUAUAAUACCUGCUACUGCCUACCAUAGGGACGAAGAUUUGUAUCCGGAUCCCGAGAAAUUCGAUCCGGAUCGCUUCUCGGCUGAACAAGUGGCAGCUCGCGACUCGGUUGAGUGGCUGCCCUUCGGCGAUGGCCCCAGAAAUUGUGUGGGAAUGCGUUUUGGUCAAAUGCAAACCCGCAUUGGCCUGGCUCAGCUGAUAAGGAACUUCAAAUUUUCGGUUUGUGACAAAACUGAUAUUCCGCUCAUCUAUGAUCCCAAAUCGUUCGUUUUGGGCACAAUUGGCGGCAUUUAUCUGCGUAAUCCGUUGAGAGCUGAACACAAAAUGUUGUUGUUUCUAAUAUAUUUGCUGACCGGUUUAUCAGCUUUGGUUGCGUAUUUUUUGCACCACAACAUGAACUAUUGGAAGAACCGUGGAAUACCCCAAGAUGCACCGCAUCCGCUCUAUGGAAAUCUGACUGGCUUUAGAAAAAAUCGCGUACUUAACGAUAUUGUGGAGGAAUAUUACAACAAAUUCCGAAAGACGGGUCACCCGUUUGUGGGCUUCAACUUUCUGCAAAGACGCAGUGCAUUUAUUAUGGAUAUCAAAUUGGCAAAGAAUGUUUUGAUUAAGGAUUUCACGAACUUCGCCGAUCGUGGACAGUUCCACAAUGAACGCGACGACCCACUCACGGGGCAUCUUUUCAAUUUGGAUGGCAAACGUUGGAGGGAGAUGCGACAGAAGCUUUCGCCCACUUUUACUUCUGGCAAGAUGAAGUUCAUGUUCCCAACUGUCAUCAAAGUGUCUGAGGAAUUCGUCAAAGUAAUGCUGGAAGAAGUCCCAGCCAAGUCUGGAGGUGCUAUCAUCGAAAUCAAAGAUUUGAUGGCUCGCUUCACAACCGAUGUCAUAGGCACAUGUGCCUUUGGAAUUGAGUGCAACACCCUGCGAACUCCCGAAACCGACUUCCGUAAAAUGGCACGUAAAGCACUCGUCGAGUUGCGACACGGUCCGUUGCUGACGGCCUUCCACUUCAGUUUUCCCAAUUUGGCACGCAAACUGCGAAUGCGCAUGAUACCUGAUGAUGUUCAUGAGUUCUUUAUGGGACUGGUUCAAGAAACAAUAGCGUACAGAGAGAAGGAAAAUAUCAAGCGGAACGACUUUAUGGAGAUGCUCAUCGAGCUGAAGCAGAAGGGCAGCUUUACAAUGGACAACGGCGAAGUAGUCACAGGGUUGGAUGUUGGUGAGCUGGCUGCCCAAGUCUUUGUCUUCUAUAUGGCCGGCUUCGAGACCUCUUCAUCAACCAUGAGCUAUUGUCUAUAUGAGCUGGCCCAGCAUACCGAUAUUCAGGACAAGUUAAGGGAAGACAUUCAUAAUAUUCUGCAGUCAUAUGAUGGUAAACUGACCUAUGAAAGUAUUUUAGCCAUGCGAUACUUGGAUCAGGUUAUUUCAGAAAUACUCCGCCUAUAUACUAUUGUACCUUUCCUCGAACGCAAGGCCCUAAAUGAUUAUGUUGUUCCUGGACAUCCAAAAUACGUUAUCGAGAAGGGAACGCAGGUCAUACUGCCUGCAGCUGCCUAUCAUCGGGAUGAAGACCUCUAUCCCGAUCCCGAGAAAUUCGAUCCGGAUCGCUUCUCGGCUGAACAAGUGGCAGCUCGCGACUCGGUUGAGUGGCUGCCCUUCGGCGAUGGCCCCAGAAAUUGUGUGGGAAUGCGUUUUGGACAAAUGCAAACACGUGUUGGCCUGGCCCAGCUGAUAAGGAACUUCAAGUUUUCGGUGUGUGACAAAACUGAUAUUCCGCUCAUCUAUGAUCCCAAAUCGUUCGUUUUGGGCACAAUUGGCGGCAUUUACCUGCGUGUGGAGCGAGCUUAGCUGGAAAUAUGUAAACGUGCCCAGUGCUUUGUUUUCAAAUUCUUGAAUUGUUGUCGAUGUCGUCAUGUGUGGCUAAUAUGCAGUCUGAAUUACAUAUAGUAACAGAGAUUAGCAAACAUGUUUGCCUUUGUAUGUACUUUUGUGAAUGGGUAUGUUAUUAACAAACAUAUAAUUAAAUGGUGUAAUAAAG